Teleopsis dalmanni is the source of this 1368-nucleotide messenger RNA. RefSeq names its product transcription factor mef2A. The transcript has 3 exons. Bases 390 to 1286 code for a protein of 298 amino acids. The record is from RefSeq and is a predicted model, not a curated record. NCBI's taxonomy places the organism in Eukaryota, Metazoa, Arthropoda, Insecta, Diptera, Diopsidae.
UUGAUUUCGCCACAGUCGCUGUCUGAACGUUGCUGUACGACGUUGGGGUAAAAGUUGUUUUCAAAUAAAGAGACGACGCUUUCGGGGAAAAAAGAUAUUGAAUAUUGAGUAUUUUUAAGACUCGCGUCACCGCCGCGUUAAGUUAUUAAGAAUUUAAAUUUUGCGUUUUAUUAAGUGCUGUAUCGUUUUUGACUACGAACACAAUAAUUAAUCAUUGUACACAUUUUAUACUGUAUUUGUACCGUACAAAAGAAAAGAAAAAAAAAAACAAGACAAUACAACGUUAACGGCAAGUAAACAAGGAUUUUGGUAAUUUUCCAUUAACAACGCGUCAAUGUUGUAAACGUGUAUUAUAACAUUGAAGUAUAGAAGAGAAUCAUUUAAUAAUAAUGCUUUUAACAAAUAUUGAAAUUUGGGCUAUUGGAGCAUCAGAAAAUGCUAUGGCAGAGGAUAGUACACUAAAUCACGUGGAUGUUUUUAAUCCGCGUUUAGUGCCGACAACACCAAACAACAACAAUAUCUAUUCAAUUAAUCAUAUGUCGUCAAAUGGUUACUAUGGUUUUUCGAAUGUGAACACUACAACAGAAGAUGCAUCUAACAACAACAAUAUUACCCAAAACAAUAACAUUACGAAAGAUGGAAAUGGCAUAACUGACAACAUUAAAAGUGUGCGUUGCAAAAAGCGCUUCUGCGGCAGAGACGGUGACAUCGACAGCGACAGCGUUGAUUUCAACAGUUCUGCUGUAGCUAAACGGUGCCGCUUCGAUGAUGAUUAUGCCGCUCAAUAUUGCAAUGAUUUCUUUUCGUUGCCCUCGACUCAAAUUGGAACGCAGCAAUGCCUAAUGGAUACAGAAGAUUACAGCAAUCUACCACAUCGAAUGCAAUUUGAUCAGCAGAACGAGCAACAGGUAGAUGUCGCCAGUUGGAGAGUUGGUCAUGAUCACAUUUACACUGAAAGUAAUUUUCACACUCCAUCAACACCACAAAAUCAGAUAGCACAAUCACAAUUUUCGCCAAAUCAGCAACAUUAUCAAGGUCAUUUACACCGUGCUAACAGGGAUGUCAGUCGUUAUGACAGAAAAUGUGAUUUAAACGUCAGUAACCGCAAAUAUUGUUUAAUUAGUGAGGAAUUAGAUUAUUGUUGCCACACAAUAAAUAAAAAUAAAAUCAAACAAGAUUUUAAAUUAAAUUCUGAUGCAAUUAUGUUUGCAACAACUCAUGGUGGCUGUGCGCAUCAUUAUAUUGCUGCUGAACUCAAGGAUGAAAAUUUUUUCGGCGAUUUUUAGUAUUAGAGAAUAAUAAAUUGAUUUUUUUUUCCUAUUUCAAUUUCAUACAAUAUAUAUAAAAUACAAAAAAAUAAGAAAAUUU